Molecule: messenger RNA, 6567 nt
Organism: Lethenteron reissneri (Far Eastern brook lamprey)
Lineage: Eukaryota; Metazoa; Chordata; Hyperoartia; Petromyzontiformes; Petromyzontidae
Gene: AKAP10
Product: A-kinase anchoring protein 10
Biological process (GO): intracellular protein localization
Cellular component (GO): mitochondrion; plasma membrane
Source: RefSeq, a predicted model, not a curated record
UCUGCUGAGCAGAAGCGGGGUGAGCGCUCCUCGCGUUCGCGUGGGGGAGGCCUCCUUCACCUCAUCUCCUAUCAUCUCAUCAUCAUCAUUAUCACCUCGUCUGGCCUCACAUCAUCAUCAUCCUCCUCCUCCUCAUCUUCGCCGGAGGACACGAGGAAGUGAGAGAGACGCGGGGUGGGUCGGGGAGCCGGAGGUCGUCGUCUGCCGGUCAUGGGCACCCGAGACGACAACCACCGCCACCUCGUCAACAACAACCACCUCCUCGUCAACCACCUCCUCGUCAACAACCACCACCUCGUCAACCACCACCUUCUCUUCGUCGUCGUGGGCUGAGCAACGACAGCCCGCAGAGAUGUCGUUCAUCAUCAAGCGCAUGUCCAGAGAUAAGGGAAAGGGGAAGGAGGUGUUAUCCACUCGGAGCCCUGCAAGGUCAGCCCGGCAGCCGUCGAGGAAUCACGCGAGGUCCGAGACGCCGCCGCCGCCGAGCCGCGAUGCGCUCAGCGCCAUCUCGGGGGCCAUGGAGGGCGCCGGGGUGCGCACCGGCGCCCUGCGGCGGCCGCCCCCCACGCUCGCCGAGCCGCAGCACUUUGGCGACCUCGGCCACGCGUCACUGCGCGCCGUGGCCGCCACCACCUCCCCCGGCGAGGAGGAGGGCCCCCACUCCCGCCUGAGCCGCACGCUGGGCGAGGCCCUGCGCGACCCGGCCGCUCUGCCGCACCUCCUCCUGGACUUGGAGGCGCGCGGCGCGCUGCACCUGGCGCGCUUCUGGCUGGACGCGGAGGCGUUCCGGCAGGAGAGCUGGGCGCGCGUGCGCACCCGCUCGCUCGACGCCGUCAAGCUGAGCUCGCUCGCCGCGCGGACCUCCCCCCUUCCAGCCCGCGGCUCGCCGCUCCUCGCCGCCACCGCGACCGAUCGGUCGCCCGCAGGCAGAAACUUCCCGGCCGGGGAAAGCCCGUCGCCGUCGGCGCCCGCGGGUCCCGGCGACAUCAGGGCGGCGCCGCCGCGGGAGCUGUGCGGUUGCGGGUCGGCGCGCUCGUGCCCGUUCUGCGGCGGCAGUGGCGGCACCGCCGGGCCCGAUCGGCCGAGGCGACGCGGACGGUCGCUGCUCGACGGGGACGGUGGCGGCGGCGUGGGGGUGCGGAGCGGGGACGCGUGCGGGAGGGAUGGGGCGGAGGAGGGGAGGAGGCCGGCGAGGGCCGUGCCCGACGGGCUCACGCUGCCGAGCACGACCGCCGAGGGCUGCGACUCCAUCUCCGACAAGCUCAUGAAAAGUAUAGAGCGGGAUGCGGUGGAGCUGUUCACGCGAUUCGUGUCGCAGGAUGCCGAGGUGGCGCUGCCCAUCAGCGACGCCAUGCGGAACCUCAUCAUCGCCAAGAUCUGCGGCGAGGACGGGGACGUGGACCCCAACUGUUUCCUGCCGGCGCAGGAGCUCGUCUUUCACGAGCUGGAGACGCAGUUCUUCCCCCUCUUCCUGGAGAGUUCGCACUUCUGCCGCUACCAGAUGGAGGUGCUGACGAGCGGCUCCGUGUGUCUGGGCGACAUCCUCACCAGCGAGGGCACGCUCUUCUACUUCUCGGAGUUCAUGGAGAAGGAGGACGCGGCGGCGUUGCUCCAGUUCUGGCUCGUGGCCCACGACUUCCAGGCCCAGCUGGCGGGGAAGGCCGGCCAGUACGACGGGCAGGAGGCCCAGAACGACGCCAUGAUCCUCUACGACAAGUACUUCUCUCUGCAGGCCACGUGCCCGCUGGGCUUCAGAGACUCCGUGCGACCCGAGGUUGAAUCCAACAUCUGCCGGGAGGGUGGCCCGCUCCCUGACUGCUUCUCGACAGCUCUGCGCCAGGCCUACACCACCAUGGAGGCUGUCUACCUGCCUGGCUUCCUGUGCAGCGACAUCUACUACAAGUACCUGUCGGAGCUGCUGUAUUCGGUGCGCAGCGAAGAGGCGCAGGGGCCAAGCGCCCACGUGCCCGGCCGGGGGGGGGCGCCGCCGCCAUCCGAGGCCGUGGGCAACGAGCGCGGGAACCAGGCCAACAGCAACAAGAAGAACCUGGUGAAGAUCCUCAAGAACUUCGACGAGGACAUCACGAUCGACGCCAAGAGCCUGGAGCCGGAGUCUCUCUACUACAGACAUUACGCGGGGAAAAUGUCAUUUGGGAGGAUCAACAACCUCGGGCAGUUUGUCAAGGAGUCGGAGCCAAAUCCUGACGGGAAGAAACCCAAAGGAUCUCUGUCACAGGUCAUGAAACGAUGGGUGCAAGGAACCACCGAUGAGGCGCAGGAGGACAUGGCGUGGAGGGUGGCGCGGAUGAUCGUCGGCGAGAUCGUGCGGCAGAGCGCCACGCUGCGGCCCCCCGCGCCACCGCCGGUGCCAAGCGGAGCGGUGGAGGCUCCCGGGAGGGACCCCGUGAUAAGCGGCGGCACGGCUGAGCCCGGCGCGACAAUCGUCCAACGAGCGGAGCCCCCUGCGCGGUGCCGACCAUCCCCGGAGAGCAGUGGCGCGCGGCCUUCGCACGGCCUGCGCACCGCCGCCGUCGCCGCUGCCACGCCCGGACCCCGUGCAGCCAACAAAUAAAUAAAUGUCUCCGCGGUCUACGACACAGAGGCGGCCAAACCGCGGGUCGCGAGCCAUUGCAGUCCACCUGCAGCUCGAUCGAGACGCAGCUCAUUCAUUUUUUUUACUUUUUGAAAGAGGAGAAAUCUGCAGAAGCAGGAACGGUUUUUUGGUGCACUCCACCCCUGGCAGCUGAGCCAAACAAGAGUACCCCGCUGGGGUGCUGCCGCAGAUUUAUAAGUUUCAAAACUCCAUGGACAACCAGCGUGCGAGCGAACCAUGCGCGUGACCCGCUCCGAGCAUGUGGUUCUUCUUGGCCGCAUGGCGAUGUUGGUACCGUGGCUCGUAGUGUCAGGAAGUUUGGCCACUCUUGGUCCAUGACCUCAAGCGUCCAUCUGUUGUUUGUUGUUUCUGUUUCGAAACCGUGACUGCCAAACUCCACGCCUCGUGACGCCACCCACUGUUACAUGUUACUACAGCCCUUGUAUCAGUUCACGGCAGGAUGAAGGCCACUGCACCGUGCGGGGUCGUGGAAGUUAUGCGACCGUACAUUGUCACGCUGGUCGGUGCACGUUGGAGAAGGCAGAGAGAGCCGAGAUGUGGGAGCAUAGUACAUUACAACAAUGGAUUUUGCUACACUAAACCGCUGCUGACGGCCACGUGACCUCACAGCCACAUGAUACGACUUGCCGGUACGGUCCGUGAAAGCGAUUUCACAAUACAUCGCCUCCACGCGGUCCGCUUGUGCAUUUUUACCGAUCAAUGCAAUCGAUGGUCGCACCUUUGCCAUCGAAACCUGCUUAUCGGCUAAAAUUAAAUCCCGGAUUUUGCGUGAGGGCUUGGAAUGGAGUUUUGCGACCCGGAUUGGACUCCCGGCACUGUUUUAAAACAAAGGGGAACAAAACCAGCGAACAAAAGCUGACGGCACUCCUUCCUUUCGCGUGCGUGCGUACGUGUUGGCGUGCGUACACUCGCACGCACGCGGCCCGUCCACGCGGUCUAAAUGAGUAUGCUUCUUUUAUAAAGAUUUAUGAGCGCGCGGCUGAAUGUUCCCGUGAGCCGCCCGCCACCGUCGCUGCUGCUGUGUGUGGUCGUGGUGCGCCAUGGGCGGCGACGAGUCUGUACAUAGCGCGCAGCGGUGCAGGACGCGGCCUCACCGAGCCGCCAAUCGACGCUUCCUCGUCAACGUUUGUGAAUGUUCCGUGACCCCUGGUGACCCCCCCCUGCUCCCUUACCCUCCCUCCUUAGCGCUUAACUCGAUCCCAUUCAAGGUGAGAAGACUGAAUUAUUGUUACGAGCGAUUCCUUAUAGUUUUUUAUUGAAAUUAAUUAUGUAAAUUAUGAAUUUACUCUUGUUGAUUUGUUUCAAUUGCACGAGGGUCGUUGUGGUCGUGUGAUCUGUACGGCCGUGCUGUACCUUUGCUUAUUGCACAUCUUCCAUACGUGUGAAAUUAUGAGAAUAAAAAAACAAAGUCAAGAAAAGUGGUUAAAUGAAAACUCAGGCGCUUUAACGAAGACAAUGAAAUGGCAAGUGCAAGCGUGCGGAAUCCCGUUUCGGCCGGUGUGGUGUGGUAGUCGUGAACCUGCGCUUGUCGGCUUCACUCCAGGGCAGUCUCGCUUAGGCCCUCUCGGAGUAGCGUCUACCACGAACGUGACGUUCGCAAACCAUCAAACCUUUUCGUCGUCUAUCGCCGGUGUUUCCGCACUCCAAGACCAACUGCGUUGAUUACGUUUGCUCUACCAAGGACCAAUGCCGGGAUUUGACUUUGUCGCCGUGGUUGUUGCUACUCUACAGGUUUCCACGGCGGUAUGUGCAGACCCAGAGGUGUGUUUACAGUGUCCAUAUAUACAGUUCGCUAUAUAUACACACCCCCGCGUGUACAAAAUAUGCUUGAACUUGAACGGGAGAAAAUAUUUCAUCUCUGCAAGAGAAAAAAACCUCGAACGAAUUUACUUGCACAGCGCUGCGUCGCGGAUGCGCUUCGUCAAAUAAAACGAGGACAUUUAAACCCCAACACGACUCGCGCUUGGAGACGUCCCCAUCGCGUUUUGUGGCAUCACAUUUCGUGUUCCCGGGCCGCGCGGCGCUCCUAAAGCCAGGCAAUGGCACCGCUCGGCUGCGGGUCCAUAUGCUCACGAACCGCCAGAGAGGAUCGGUGCUACGGGUGAGAAUUAUUUUUAUGACCGCAUAUUUAAAGAUUCCCUUGGUCACGUGGUCUGAAUGUGUGCACAUGGGCAUCAGCCGUCCAGAUAUUUCUUGGACGAGGCUGAACAGACUGGCUGUGUGGCAAUGGGAAGCUCUGUGUCUGUAUGCCGCCCCUACGACUGCAAUGUGACUUUCGGGAGCUGCCCAACAAGACGACAGCAGCACGCUCCCCUCCACAUGAACGACUGUCCCUUACGAUGGCCAGAAGGUGGCGUGAGAAGGCCGAUUGGACCGGAGCAGUGUGGCGCGCGGAUCCAGUCCAGUGGCUCGCGAUGUCGGACAUUCGAUGGCACAUGUGAGAAGAGCUGAUGAGAAGGUCAUCUUGCCCGUUGGGAAUUGUGUACAUGUUGUACAGUAACGUAUAGCGUGUAUGGAGAUAUAUGUGUGUAUAUUCAUAAGUGCACUUGUGGCGGUAUUCAUUGCUGAUUGGUUAAUUAAAGAGGGAUUUUUGUUUUCUCUCCCACAAGUAAAUCGGGGCCCAGCAGACUGUCGGCACAUGAUUAUUGAGGGGCCUGAGUUAGAAAUGCCAACCAGCUAUAGCAUCAAGUGGUGAGAAAAUGUUAGGCUAAAAUCUACAUACAGGGGCUCCUCCACUUUUAUAAAUUUAAAUUAUUACUUAGGCACAUUCGACUUACGAAAUUUCCGAGAUACAUACAAACCUGUCCUUAUGUCCACUUGCCUGUUCGGACCGAGGGUCGUAAGUUCAACCGCCGUGCAAAUGAUGGCGGUGGUGACAUCUACAUCUGCAGAACGUGAAGAGCCAGUGGAAUCUACAGGAGAUUAUUCCACUUUUACAGCCAUUCCCCAUGUUUCGUGUACAUUCCGUACAUGUUCGGAAUCGACAGGAGUAAAGUUGGACUUACGAACAGACCUCUGGAACCAAGUUCGUAAGUAGAGGAGUCCCUGUGUACAUGAACCCCACGAUAGGAAUGUGGAAUGCCUACCACUGGCUCAGGGCCACCAAUGGCGAUGAGGAACUACCACACACUCGUUUGAGAGCAGCUACAAAAAUUCGGUAUCAGAAAAAAAAACAUGGUAGAUAAUCCGAAUUUUACUUAUGGGUGUUAUUUUGAUGGCAAUUAUCUAGUUUAACAAAUAUAUGGUUCGUCUGAAUGUCCGACACCACCGUGAUAUUGUACGAUCGUUCCUAAUUGGUUUACAUACUGUGCCCAAGUAAAAAAUGUACUUUGCGGUUACGCUAAUGAAUUACCCACGUCUUAAAAAAAUGUCCGAAAUCUACAUCUAAAAUCAAGAACUGCCGUUCAGGAAAUCUGAGCAGGUUUAAGCGUGCGUUCGCAGUUGAAGUUGGAAGGAGCGAUAAAAUACAGUGGACUUUAAAUUCUUUAUAAAACAACCCCCACGGCCAAGUGGUGUUUCUCACUUCCGUGAAAAGCCCAGGUACAUGUUUUCAUACAGCCGAUAUGCACAAUGGAUAAGAUAAAUGUUGACAUAUCAGACGUGAUUCUUCUGCCCCUUGUCGCAUGUAUUGCAUGUACCACUUAAGACACUUCUCCGCACAUCGGCUCCCGCCCUGAAUCUGGAGACGUAUUGGUCGUGGAGAUGAGAUGAUUUCAAAGAUAUAAGGCAUUUGAUGACCCCUCCAUACCACUCUCCGCUGUCAGCGAGAGCCCAACAACCGGGUUCUGGUCGCCGUUGCUGGGGUUGUUUUUUUGCAGACGAUCGAUCGUAUGCGUUACAAUCGUACGCCGUGCGCGCCCUCGGAUAAUGACAAUGGGCACAUAAUUGUUUUGCAAUAUGCCUGGUACAAAUUUAAGAAAAUUCCAAUAAAAUAUAUGUAAUUAUGAUCUUUA